Messenger RNA from Penicillium diatomitis, 1680 nucleotides. RefSeq lists its product as uncharacterized. The transcript is spliced from 5 exons. The record is from RefSeq and is a predicted model, not a curated record. Lineage: Eukaryota; Fungi; Ascomycota; Eurotiomycetes; Eurotiales; Aspergillaceae. Bases 1 to 1680 code for a protein of 559 amino acids.
AUGACACCCAGUCGAUUCUCAAUGCUGUUUCGCUUCCACCAUCACGCCGCUUCAUUCAAGAGUUCCCCCGAUGCGCCGGUAUAUCACCGUGGCUUACCCUGGAUCGACUAUCCUAUCAAAAACACCGAGGAUGGCCCUCGCUGGCACAGGAACUCAGACGCCACGCCCAUUGAGUUGUUUUUCGAUCUUUUCUUCGUGGCCAACCUUUCUACCUUCACAGCGACGCAUCAAGUCAACAAUCUCAAUGUUCUUCGGUCAUACAUUGGGUUCCUCAGUGUUAUUUGGUUUACAUGGUUGCAAAUAACCCUCUUCGAUGUCCGUUUUGCCCGUGACUCUGUCUUCGAAAGACUCUGCAAGGCAUUCCAACUUGCCGCAAUGAUUGGCUUUGCAUCAGCUGGGUCAAAGUUCAGCACUACUCUAAGAGAGGAAAAUCUUUGGGUCUUUCGGUCGCUCACUUUGAUCUUGUCCGCCAGCCGUGGGUUGUUGGCCGUUCAGUACACUACUGCUGUCAUCCUCCUCCGAAAGCGCAUCGGUUCGGCAACCCAAAGCAUCACGUACACUGCCUUAACUUUCUGGGUGACAUCGCUCGUCUACGCAUUGUUGUAUCUUGGCUUCUCGCAUGCGAGUGGUGCGCGAUCGCGAAUUUGGUCUAUUUGGCUCGUACUCUUUGGCUUGGAACUGUUCAUUGUCGCAGGAUUGUCCCUCUGGCAUCCUCAGAUUGGCUUCGAAGGAACUCAUCUGAACACCCGAAUGGCAUUGUUGACGUUGAUUAUCAUAGGUGAAGGGGUCAUUGCGGUGACUCGGAUCGAGAACAAAACAGUGCGGCCUGGUGGAUGGACAAAGUGGUCUUUCGUCCACAUUUUGGGUGUCACCACUAACGUGUAUCUUAUCUGGCAAGUGUAUUUCGACACAUCUCCUCGUCGUCGACUGAACGCAUGGAGGCAGCAGUUCUGGGUGCAGCUACACUUUCCUUUUCAUGUCGCGCUUAUCCUUUUGCUUGAGGGAUCCCAGAUUCUGGCGCUCACUCUCGAUGUGACUUUGAAAUUGAAGUACCUCUCAGACACACUUCUUUUUGUCUGUGAAGAGCCGCGGCCCAGCACUAUGAAAGCGGUUUUUUUGAUUCGGGACACCAUCGAUGACAUGGAAAUUCCUUUUAGUCGGGGCGCCACACGAGAAUGGACUGCGAUAUCGAGUCUCUUGGGGUCUCUGACAACGCGGCCCCUUUGCCCGAGUCUUGAGACAUUCGAUUACGAGCAUACAACCGAUCUGUUCAAUUACUUGACCGGAAACGUCACUGCCGCACUCUUUUCAAGCAUGGAGCUGCUGCCAAGCAAGGGGAUCGACAUUAGUCUUCUCACCAAUCAACAACUGUUGCAGAUGUACGUGAAACUGCUGGACCUCGUUUACAUCUACUACUUUGUGGCAGCCAGUGCGGCCAUGGGACUUCUUGCUAUUUUUCAAAUUCUGGUACACCGGCAUGAGACUCGGUUGUACCAAGCUAUCUCUACCUGGUCACGCUUCCUUUUCGCCUCGUUGCUGGCUAGUCUGAUCUUGCUUGCUACCUACUUUCCCUUGGCGUACUCCUUUAUGACUUCUCCAGUGAUCUUGUACGCCUUCACAAUUGUCCUGCUGUGUGGUGAGUUGUUCUCGUCAAUGGAAUUUCAACGUCUCAGGGUCUGA